UUGGAGGCGCCGUUUUCUCUUCUCUGAGGUCAUCGUCGGCGUCGGCGUCGGCGCCGGCGUCAGCGUCGUCGUCGUCGUCGUCGUCGUCGUCGACGUCCUGGGGCCCCCGGAGGCCGUUGCAGGUGCUGUCUUUUCUGCUGCCGAGGAUGCACGAGUCCGAGCUGGCCGGCCUGCGCUCGCAGGCGGCCCAGAGGCGGCGUGAACGGGCGCACCGGCUGGAGCAGGACUUCGAGGCGCAGAGGCGGACCCUGGAGCAGUCCACCGCGCACAUGGGCUUCGAGCUGGAGCAGGAGCGCAGGGACCGCGCCGACGCGGCGGACGCCUGCGCCGGCAUCCGGCAACAGGUCGAGGCGAUGCGCGGGACGCUCGACGAGAUGCUCCGGCGGGAGGGCCAGGCGGAGCGCGACGCGGCCCAGGCCCGCGAGGAGGCGGCGGCGAAGGAGGCGGAGGCGGCCGCGCUGCAGGGCGAGGUGGCCGUGCUGCUGGCGCGCCAGCGGGCCGCCGGCCUGGGCGCGGCGCCGCCGCCCCCGGGCAGCAGCCUCCGGCCCGGCGCGGCGGCGGCGAACGCGGCGCAGGCCGCCGCCGCGGCGGUGCUGGCGGAG
Messenger RNA from Prorocentrum cordatum, 602 nucleotides. NCBI's taxonomy places the organism in Eukaryota, Dinophyceae, Prorocentrales, Prorocentraceae. The record is from the annotation of a GenBank genome assembly.